Messenger RNA from Leucoraja erinaceus (little skate), 4418 nucleotides. RefSeq names its product SR-related CTD-associated factor 8 (gene scaf8). Gene Ontology annotation, cellular component: nucleus. NCBI's taxonomy places the organism in Eukaryota, Metazoa, Chordata, Chondrichthyes, Rajiformes, Rajidae. The record is from RefSeq and is a predicted model, not a curated record. Gene Ontology annotation, molecular function: RNA binding. The transcript has 22 exons. Bases 193 to 3699 code for a protein of 1168 amino acids.
CAUGUUGUCUCACUGCAGCUGCACCAACGCCGCCGCCGCCGCCGCCGCCAUGAGGGAGAAGCGCUGCCGCCGCCGUCACCCAGUCUGACUCCGACGCAAACCUCCACCACCUUCCCCAUCUCCAUCACCUCCUCCUCCCCCCCCCCCACCCCCACCCUCCUCUCUCAGGCGAGGGGACAGCAGCGUCGAGCCAUGGAGGCCGUCAAAGCCUUUAAUAACGAGUUGUACUCCUUAAAUGAGUAUAAACCACCUAUCUCCAGGGCUAAAAUGAACCAGGUGACCAAGUCUGCUAUCAAGUCGAUUAAGUUCUACAAACAUGUGGUACAGAGUGUGGAAAAGUUUAUUCAAAGGUGUAAACCAGAAUACAAAGUCCCAGGGCUGUAUGUUAUCGACUCAAUUGUGCGCCAAUCUCGUCAUCAGUUUGGUCCAGAAAAGGAUGUGUUUGCUCCCAGAUUUUGCAAGAACAUCAAUUCAACUUUCCAGAACUUAUACAAAUGUCCUGCUGAUGACAAGAGCAAAGUGGUACGGGUACUGAACCUGUGGCAGAAGAAUGGUGUGUUCAAAAGUGAGGUCAUACAGCCACUUCUGGAUCUGGCAGCAGGGAUUCCACCGCCCUCUGUUACCCCUGCUGCUGCCAGUACUGCAGCAACUGUGAGCAGCAACACACCAGGAACUCCAGCUACACCUGCUACUCCAGCGAAUGUGCAGAAUUUACCUGAUGCAUGGGCCUCCCUGAAGCUUUCUAACUCUGACACAAUUCUGCUGUUGCACAUUUUCUUCAGACUAUACAAGUUUUUUCAGCUCCAGCAGUUGGUACAGAAUCUUCAGAUGCAGCAGCAAAAGCCUCAGCCAUCUCUACUUCAGGCUCUUGAUGCUGGGCUUGUCGUCCAACUCCAGGCCCUGACAGCACAGCUGACAGCAGCAGCAACAGCAAAUACACUCAACCCAUUGGAACCUAGGCUCAAUUUUAAUAAGAAACUCCUAGAUAGAUUUGAAUAUGAUGAAGAGCUUGAUCGCUCAGAUGAAACUAAGAAAGAAACGUCUACUACAUCCCAGCUACCUCUUGUGACUGAGACCAUGAACACGUCACUUUUUCAGCAGCUGGCUGAACAGUUCCAGCAACAAAACUUUGAGCAGCUUCGGCAACAGUUAAUGGAACAGCAGACCCAGCAGAAUACAACAUUGGAUAGUCAAGAGGUAACUUUUGGAUCUGAACCGUCAGUCACCCCUUCCCAAGGCAGCACUCAACAACAACAAGAGCAGGAAAUAAAAGUGGAGGAUCCACUUGAGGAACAGCAGCAGGAUAUGGAUAUUGAUGCACCUGAUGGUCAGGACCUUAUUGAAGAAGAAAUAUUUCAGCAGGAAGAAAAGAAAAUUUUAGUGCGUUCAAGAUCAAGGACACGCUCAAGGUCCCGUUCAAGGUCACCACGAAAGAAAAGGUCCAGAUCUCGGUCAGGCUCUCGCAAACGUAAGCAUCGGAAACGUUCGCGGUCACGGUCAAAAGAGAGAAAAAGAAAGUCCUCGCGAUCAUAUUCCAGUGAAAGAAGAGCAAGGGAACGUGAAAAAGAACGUCAGAAAAAGGGCCUUCCACCUGUCCGGUCCAAGACUCUUAGCGUAUGCAGUACCACGCUAUGGGUUGGUCAAGUGGACAAAAAAGCAACACAACAGGAUAUAACAAACCUUUUUGAGGAAUUUGGUCAGAUUGAGUCAAUAAAUAUGAUACCUCCUCGAGGAUGUGCGUAUGUUUGCAUGGUUCAUCGGCAAGAUGCUUUUCGUGCUCUUCAAAAAUUAAGCACCGGGUCCUUUAAAAUGGGAUCCAAAAUUAUUAAGAUUGCAUGGGCUUUAAACAAAGGUGUGAAACCUGAAUAUAAACAAUUCUGGGACGUCGACCUUGGAGUCACAUAUAUUCCGUGGGAGAAAUUGAAAUUAGAUGAUUUAGAAGGCUUCUCUGAAGGAGGCAUGAUUGACCAAGAAACCGUUAAUAAUGAGUGGGAAUCUAGGAAUGCUGAGCCAGUAAAGGAGACUGUGCCCCAAACUGUUACUACUGAUAAUACUCCGCCUACUUCUGAGGGAGAGACAUUCACUCAACCCGUCACAUUGCCACCUGUUCAACCGAAGCAGCAAAUGGAUGAUAUUAAGUUUAUUCCACAACUUCAAGAAGAGGGUCCCAUGCCUGAAUUAUUAUUACGUGACCUUUGUUGGUCGGGCAAAACGGAUAAUCGGAUUCCAGUGACUCCAACUGUCUCAGCGAUUGGAAUGGUGCAGCCACCAGCCUUUCCUGUGUCAAUGUCCAUACCUCCACCAGGCUUCAACCCUGCUAUUCCGCCACCUCCAUUCUUAAGGCACAGUUUUAAUCCUUCACAUCCUCCUCCAGGGUAUCUACCACCGCCUCCCGUUGUCCCACAUCCAGUUGUUGGACCUUCAAUUCCUCCAGUACAGACCUCUCUAGUUUGUCCGCCUCUCUCAAACACCCAAGACAGUGCAAAGGAUUCCUCAUUUGGAAACCUCCUUUCGCAAAUAGCCUCUGGUCACAGCAAUCUCCCAACUCCUAAUAUUCCACCAGGAGGUUUGUUUAAUCCAGUUGGUGCACAGCCUCUCCCAACUGGUGCAAGUAGAUCAAAGGACCUGGGCACAUCACGCGCAGGCAACCAGACAUCAACAGCAGAUACGACAUCUACAUCUGGACCAGGAACUCAAAGUGCAGGAUCGAGUGGGUCUGUCUUGGGAAUGCAGCCUUCAACGCCUGCGCCAGGGCCACCAAGUUUACCUCCACCAAGUAUGACUGGAUCAAGACUGACCGGAGUGCUCCCGAUGGAUGGCCGUCCUGGAAUGAUGCCACCCUCAUCAGGGCAACGGUUUCCAUUGCUGAUGCCACCACAGCCAAACAUGCCCCCUUCAGUAGCAAUUGAUGGACCUCAUCAACCAGGAUCCAGAGCUCCUUUUCCACCAGGAAAUACUUUCAAUAGGCUUGAAGGUGCAUUCACAAGAUCUGGGGUCCCUAAUGUUGAGAGCGGCAGAAAUGUGAGCCAAGGUACAGGAGAUGAAAGACGAUCUGCUGGAAACGAUAACACUUUUCAACGAGACAAUGUGCAGCAGGAAGGUGAUCGAGAUUACCGCUUCCCACCAGUAGAUAAUAGAGACAAUCUUGGCAGACGUGAGCAGUUUGGAUUUGGGCCUGACCAAAGAUGGGGCUCGAGAGAUUUUGAUGAGCGUCGAGGUGUGCCCUUUGGGGCCCCUAAAAGUUUUCAUGAUGAUCAUGAAAGAUUUGGAGGAAGAAAUUUCAGGUUUGAUGGCAGAACUGGCCCGAUGUGGAGCCGAGGUUUUGACCAGGAAACUCACAGAGAUUUUGAUGAUCGAAGCAGGCCUUGGGAACGUCAGAGAGAUCGUGAUGACCGUGAUUUUGGGUUUCGCCGAGAUGUAAAUGGCAGCCGUUUUGGGAGAGACAGAGAGCAAGAUCAUUGGGUUCCUCCACGGCAUAGGUUUGACUUUUAUCAAGGGACCACUGAUCAUGAAAAAUCUGAUGAUAGGCCUCGUGUAAAUGGUGAUUUCUCAGAAACAGACAGCCAGCCGCCAAACAAGGAGCUUGCAAACAAUGACCCAGAAGUGUCUGUGAGUCUUGCAUCUUCAUCAGAUGAAAGUGAGAAGGAUGACUUAGAAAAUCAACCUGUAACAGAAAAUACAGAUACUGAGGGGACAUAAUGUCGCAUACAAUGGCAGCAUUUUGUAUAGGUGGUCAUCUCUGCAGUGGACAAAAUGGUUGACUGGAACUUGAAAAAAAAGUCACUGUUGUCUGCAAGACAGAAUUUAAUCCGAUGUACAUCUUUCACUCUAAUAACUGAAGUUAAUGUGUACAACUGACCUGUACAGACUGUUGUUCUUUAGUUGAACACGGUAGGUAAUGACAUUUUUUUUUUCACGCUUAGAGGCCAGAACUCCCAUAUUUCUUCUAACUUGAGAAAGAUUAUAAUAGCUUGCCAUAAAAAAAAAAAUUAAUUGACCUUCCUAUGGAAGAAAGGUAAACUUGUAGCUGUUACAGCUGGGAUGGAAUAUUGGUGGUAACAGUAAUACUUGAAAAAUGGGCAUAAUCUGCAUUUUUCCAUCCUCUGAAGCUGCUACAAUAUUUAAAUUUAAUGCUUUGAAAAUGAGUUUUUGUUUUAGAUUUUAUCCUGUUGACAGCAAGCGCCUAGCCCUUUCAAAGAGAGCAGUGCAGUACUGAGGUGUAGAAGAAAAUUGUAAUACUUUCUGUUUUGUAAAAAAAAACACGUUUUAAAGUCCUCUUAUAGUCUGGUCUCUGUUAAUCCCUAAAAUAAAUGUUUGUGAUUUGUCCCUCGUACUGCAGUGAGUAACGGCUGGAAAAAAAUCAUUUGAAUGUUGGGUGCAUUCUGUUUUUAGAUGCUAAUAAAACGUUUGUUUGAUAA